AGAUAACCAAGACAUCCUUUUGGUUCAAGUUUACGUAGAUGAUAUCAUAUUCGGUGCUACUAACGAGGUUUUGUGCAGGGAUUUUUCCGAUAUGAUGCAAAGUGAAUUUGAGAUGUCGAUGAUGGGAGAAUUAAAGUUCUUCCUUGGGCUACAAAUUAGACAAUGCAAAGAAGGGACAUUCGUGUGUCAAACGAAAUAUUGCAGGGAAUUGCUUAAGAGAUUCGAUGUUACCGAAUCCAAAUCCAUUGACACACCGAUGAGCACCUCUUGCUAUCUCGACAAGGAUGAAAAAGGUAAAGAGGUAGACAUCAAACGCUACCGAGGGCCUUUCAGAGGGAAGAUGCCAAGGACCAAGAACUCGCGCCAGGAAACAGCGGCGGCGGCGGAGGAAGAGGACCGUCCAUGGCGUAAGGAAGGAGCCAAAUACUUCCACAUUCAAACCGGGUUUGUCUUCAGGACGGGAGCAUCAGUUGAGAGGUUCCACAACAACUUUCUCACGAAGGAAAUCGUUUCACCAAAGAUUGUGUACAAAGACCUCUUCAAAUCGGCGACCUUUGCCCCGAGUAAGUCUCUUUUUGCUGAGCAAAAUUUGCUUCGUUUCAUUCACUUGACGUAUGAAUUCUUUUGUCCAAAUCUUAUACGUCAAUUUUAUGCAAAUCUUCGUACCACUAAGGGAGACUCGCCAUCUCUCGUUUCCUAUGUUGACGGCAAAAGCAUUGAAAUUGAUAGUGCCGGUUUGACCUCUCUCUUUGGCCUUCGCCGAGGUGAAAUUACCGAAAACUUAGAUGAAACAUUCCAAGAUGAGGCAAUUUGGCGACAACUCGGGUUAGACUCUCGUGACCUCAAGUUUAGAAACUCUAACAACCCGAGUGUCAUCAACCUCACUUUGAUUCAACGCGUUCAACAAUACAUCUUCUCCUAUGUUUUAUUGCCCCGUGAUUCGAACCAUGGCGUUGUCAACAAGGAUGAUAUUCGUUUGUUUCACGUCCUGUUGAACAAUGUCAAAUUUGAUUGGGUUCACUUCUUUGUCGUUGCACUUAGUGAUGGUACUCGUUUUUCCCAUCUCCGUUUUGCCAUCCCGAUCAUGCAUAUCAUUGCUCGUAGCAAAGUGGAUUUUACUCGGGACACUCAGGUGCCGGUCAAGAAGACGUGCUUCAUCACUGAAGCCAAGUUUUCCCGGAUCGUGUAUUGAGAGGAGGGCGAUGUUGCACCAAAUCUAAACCUGAUAGUCGCCGAAGAAGAAGAAGAAAGCCAAAACAAGAAUCAAGCUGAGUCAUCUCA
This is a messenger RNA of Cuscuta campestris, 1281 nucleotides long. The record is from the annotation of a GenBank genome assembly. NCBI's taxonomy places the organism in Eukaryota, Viridiplantae, Streptophyta, Magnoliopsida, Solanales, Convolvulaceae.